This is a messenger RNA of Peronospora matthiolae, 297 nucleotides long. Lineage: Eukaryota; Oomycota; Peronosporomycetes; Peronosporales; Peronosporaceae. The record is from the annotation of a GenBank genome assembly.
AUGUUGCGAUUUUCUCGCAGCACGAUUUGGGAUGCAACUUGCACACUGCUCGACGGUUUUAAUCGGGCGUGCGAAUUGUACUUUGCGUCAACUGCUUUCACUAUCAUCAACUAUUGGCCCCAACGAUUGUGCCUCAAUAGUAGGACCUCGUCCGUGCUGGCUCCUACCAGUUUGCGCAAAGAAGCGGCAGUGCAGCAGCCCCUGCAAGUUUUUGUGAUGAGAGCAACUUCCUCUCAGGCAGACGUUAAAGUGUCGGAUGUCAUCAGUUUUAUGUGCGAUUGCGAGGAAGAAUCGUAG